Cryptotermes secundus is the source of this 2703-nucleotide messenger RNA. RefSeq names its product EF-hand domain-containing family member C2-like. The record is from RefSeq and is a predicted model, not a curated record. NCBI's taxonomy places the organism in Eukaryota, Metazoa, Arthropoda, Insecta, Blattodea, Kalotermitidae. Gene Ontology annotation, cellular component: microtubule. The transcript is spliced from 13 exons. Gene Ontology annotation, biological process: regulation of neuron projection development.
AUGGCAGUACUUUCUGGGAGUCUUGAAGUUGCCAUGGCAACCAAACAGUGCAUGUUUCUUGGUGAUACCUCAGUAGAAUUCCAUGAGAUGGAAAUGUAUGGAUUUGUUUUUCAAACAAAAUUUCACAAAUCACAACAUUUUGAAUGUAUUAAUAAUAUGCCUGUUCUAUCAGAGAAAAUUAAACCUGGCAUUGGAGGUGUGCCCCUGCCCUACACAAAACCAAAGAAGUUUCCUUCCAUGUUAGCAAGAGGAGAAGUCACUGAGCUUCCAGCGUGGAUUGCAUUUGAUAAACAGGUGUUGUGUUUUGAAGGUUUCUUCCAAGAAACAUCCCAAGAAAGGCUGGAUUAUCCUUAUUAUAUUCGAAAAGUGAAGAUUUUCUUCUUUAUGGAAGAUGGAACAAUUCAAAUUGUGGAACCCACAGUCAACAAUAGUGGUAUUCCUCAAGGAACAUUAAUCAGCCGUCAGAAGAUUCCAUUUCCCACUCCAUGGAAUGAAGACUUCUAUGACAUUCUUGACUUCAACAUUGGAAAAGAAGUCGAGCUAUAUGGACGAGUAUAUAAGAUCACAAACUGUGAUAGAUUUACCAGAGCUUUCCUUAAUAGAACUGGAAUUCAUGUACCUGACCCCAUUAAUAUCCCACCUGAUCCUUAUAUGGUACAGCAAGAAAAGCUGUCUGAGGGAAUGGCACCAAAGAAGCCUAACAGAACCUUUAACAAGUUGGGUCAGUUUCUUGAUUUUGAUCGUAAAGUGCUGAGAUUCUAUGGCUACUGGGAUGAUCGUGAGAGUCUGCAUGGAGUGUUACAUGAUCUUGAAAUAUAUUAUUACUUGGCUGAUGAUACUAUUGAGAUUAAGGAGAUUAUUCCACCAAAUUCUGGUCAUGACUCGGGCUUCAUGUUUUUGAAGAGGUCUAAGCUACCUAAGGCAAUAUGGAGCCGAGCAUUGUCAUGUUGCAAAAGGACACCUCUAGUCAAAAGUCCAUGUCACUUUGAUCGGACUGCAGGUAGAAGAUUAUUCUUCAAGAGAUCUGAAUAUGAGGCACUGGUGACAGUGUUCCCCCAAGAUGAUUUCACACCACAUGAACAUCUAAGACCAGAUAAUGGAGUUGUGAUAAAACAAGAACCACAUCCAUUGCCUCCAUACAAUGGCUAUGGCACAUAUGAAGAUUCAGCAGCCAACUGCAGAAAUAUACCAGUUCCACCACAUUGAGACUUCAAUAAGUUUUUUAGCAAAGACAGGCAAGGUUUAACUAGCCACACUCUACGAUUCAGAGCUGAAUUGGUCUCCAAAAUUCCAGCAGAUAAGGAUCGUCAGUUUGUCAUCAGUUAUUAUCUUUCUGAUGACACCAUUUCUGUAUAUGAAAAUGCAUUACACAAUUCAGGUUUUAUUGGUGGGUACUUCAUAAAACGGACUCAAAUAAGAAAACCAGGACAAGAAAUAUAUACAUCUGAACCACCUGAAUGUUUUGGGCCACAGGAUUUUUAUGUUGGUAACAUACUCAUUCUGCAUAGUUUUGAGUUUGUACUAGUUGAUGCAGAUGAAUAUACCUUGCAAUAUAUGGAAGUUAAUUGUCAAGAGUUCAAGAAGAGUAAUGUCAUACUGAUAAUGAACAAGAUCCGUGAAGCCCUGAAGCCCAUGUAUAAACAGUUUGUAUGUGAAUUCCUGAAGACAGACCCAAAUCAGACAGAUGUAAUAUGUUGCACUAAACUGAGCAAGAUGUUGAAGGAGAUCUUGGGUGACAUCAUUACACAACAUGAACUGAUCACUCUAGCUCGCCACUACAGUGCUCAGUGUAUUAAGGAGCGAUAUACAAAGGAAUCAUUGAGGUCUGUUGUCCAUACAGAAUUGAAGCGCUUCCUUUUCAAUCAAAUGGAACGUUUACAUGAAAGCUUCCUACAGCAAGACCCUAACCACAGUGGUUACAUCUCAAGAGAUACAGCUUAUGCUGUAUGCCGAGGUGCCAAGUUGCCUGUCGACAAAGAUCUGUUGAAUGCUGUUUUGGACAAAAUUUGUAAGAAUGAAGCCGGAGAAAUAGAUUACAGGGAUUUACUAGGAUUCCUGGAUCUCAAGCAAAGUCCUCCAUCUCCUGCAGAGCCUACAGGUAGUCAGUAUGAGUUCUCACUUCUUGCUGACAAACCAGACAAUAGGAUUGGUCCAGUAGACUGUCAAGCUUUCCUCAAGGAUCUUGAUUUGGAGAAGCAGAUUGUUGAACAAAGUGGGUAGUAAAUUUCAGUGAAGACAUGUAUGUGUAUGUGAGUAAUGUUAUUUCUGGUCAUGCUAUCAGUGAUAUCCAUAUGUGUGUUUGUCUUAAUUUGAAUGAGAUAAAUAUUGUCACAUGUUCGGAAUCCAGAAGACACUUCCAUAGUAACGCUAGAACAGAGCAUUGCAUAGGUAGCGACAAUAGCGGUAUUGUAGCCCCAACAGUUGGCCGUUGCGUAGGUAUUGCAGUAUCAAAAAAACGUAUCCCUGGUGAUAGACAACAGAGGGUCGUUUGCAUAGCAGCGGCCAAGGUUAUAAAAAGGGGUUGAAUGCAUUCGCCGAGACAGUCUCAGGAUAGACGCCGAGAGAUACAGAAGUCAGUCUUCAGGAAGCUGCCGCUGAAGAUAGUUGGAAUGUAGAUACAAAGAGCUACAGAAGUAUUGGCCGAGAUAUUGUGUAAGCAGUAAUUGUAAUGCUGCAAGUGCUAAUAGUUGUAAAGUGUGUAAG